GAUUCACACUUCAAUUCCAUACUUUUUCCGUAUCUUCUACCAAAGUCUCUGCAAUGUCUUCCAGCACCAAAGAAAUAGCCUCGGAGUUCCUUCCCUUCAUCAGAUUCUACAAGGAUGGCUCGGUGGAACGCCUUUUGGACUAUCCAUACGUGCCCCCAUCUCCAAAUCAAAACCCUGAAACUGGUGUCUCCUCCAAAGAUAUCACCAUCUCAGACAACCCCAAUAUCUCCGCACGCCUUUACCUCCCAAACCUCUCUCAAAACCAAUCCCAAAAGCUUCCCAUCUUGGUCUACUUCCAUGGUGGUGGGUUUUGCAUUGAAUCCGCCUUCUCAUUUCUUGACACCCACUAUCUCAACCGCUUGGUCUCAGAAGCCCGAGUCCUAGCCAUCUCUGUUGACUACAGGCUCGCCCCGGAGAACCCACUUCCUAUUGCUUAUGAAGAUUGUUGGGAUGGUCUUCGAUGGGUUGCUUCUCACUCAAGCAACAAUGACUCAGGCGGUGACAAAGAGCCAUGGUUAGUCAGGUAUGGAGAUUUUGAUAGGCUUUACAUUGGUGGUGAUAGUGCAGGUGGAAACAUUGCACAUAAUAUGGCUAUCAAGGCAGGAGUUGAGAGCUUGUGUGGUGGUGUCAAAAUUUUGGGUGCAUUUUUAUCCCACCCUUAUUUUUGGAGUUCCAAGCCAAUUGGGUCAGAGCCUAAAGGUGAAGACUUUGAGAAAGCUGUCCCUUAUUUGAUUUGGGACUUUGUUUAUCCAUCAGCUCCCGGUGGGGUCGACAAUCCGAUGUUAAAUCCGGCGGGUGAGGGAAAACCGAGCCUGGCUGGACUUGCGUGCUCUCGGCUGCUCGUGUGUGUUGCUGGAAAAGAUGAGCUGAGGGACCGAGGUGUUUGGUAUUACGAUUUGGUGAAGGAGAGUGGAUGGAAAGGAGAAGUGGAGCUGUUUGAAGUUGAAGGAGAGGACCAUUGCUAUCACAUCUUCUGUGAGAGUGAAACUGAGAAUGUUAAGAAAAUGAUAAAACGCUUGGCUUCUUUUCUUGUCUAGUAAUAGUAUGAUCAAAUUUAUAAAAUAAGUUUUUAAUAAAUAUUGUGUGUUUUUCAAGUAUUUUA
Messenger RNA from Malus domestica (apple), 1102 nucleotides. Its product is annotated as 2-hydroxyisoflavanone dehydratase-like. The record is from RefSeq and is a predicted model, not a curated record. NCBI's taxonomy places the organism in Eukaryota, Viridiplantae, Streptophyta, Magnoliopsida, Rosales, Rosaceae. Gene Ontology annotation, molecular function: hydrolase activity.